ACACUAAAUUGGGGCUAAGAUAAACAAUACGUUUUAUAAUUUAGUAUUUUUUACUAAAUUAAUAACUUUUUAAUAAUAAUAAUAAUGAUUGACAACAACAACAACAACAUACCGGUGCUGUGUAUAAUAACUAUACUAUUAACUGUUGGGUCUAUCGGGCCGACACACGGCUAUCCGGGUGUAGCGGACGAAGUACGCAAUCUACCCGGUCUUGACUUUCCCAUCAAUUACCGGCACUAUUCGGGUUAUCUGAACUCAACAGAGGACCGGUAUCUACACUAUUGGUUUUUCGAGAGUCAACGUAGUCCGGCUACCGAUCCGCUAGUAUUGUGGCUGAACGGCGGUCCCGGCUGUUCCAGUGUAUUGGGAGCACUGACCGAACAGGGACCCAUACAUGUCAAUCGUAACAAUAGUCGACAAUUGUAUGCCAACCCGUACAGCUGGAACCGUGAGACCAAUAUACUGUUUCUUGAGUCGCCAGCCGGUGUCGGCUUCUCAUACAAAUUGGACGGCCAGUACGCAACAGAUGACGAUACAGUAGCCAAAGCUAACUACCAGGCCUUGAAAAGUUUCUAUAAAAAAUUUCCCCAAUUUCUGGCUAACGAUUUCUAUGUUACCGGCGAAAGCUAUGCCGGCGUUUAUGUACCGACACUGGCCGUCGAGAUUGUACGCGGACUUCCCGAUCAGGCAAUCCCAUUGAAAGGUUUGGCCAUCGGUAACGGCUAUCUGGAACAGUCCUUAUUAGGCAAUUCGUUGAUCUACUUUGGCUACUAUCACGGCCUAUACGAUACCAGUGUUUGGCUAAAAUUGUUGGCCAAUUGCUGUCCAUCAUCGGUAAAUACUUUGACCAAUUCUAGCCUAACGCUUGAGGCGGCGGCAGUUUUGAUGGCCUCCGCCGCCGCCGCCACUGCCAACAACAACAACAACAACAAUCGGUGCGAUUUUGUCAACAAUCCGGACACUGGUUGCCGACAGGCUGUCAACCAAGCGGUCGGUUUUAUACGGGAACCGGGACUUAACAUCUAUAAUCUGUAUGCAGAUUGUGAGGGACAGCGGCAAUCUACAGGUGCUGGUGUUGGCGGCAAUAGUGAUGGUCGCCGACGUUAUAAUCUAUCGGCAAAAUAUUCACGUGAAAUGUUUGACCGCAAACUAAUGUUGAAGACAGUGACGGUGCAGCCGCUGAACGGGUCAUCGUCAAACAGCAAUAGUCAGCAGCAGCUAUGGGAUCAGCUCAGGGAUACACCACCGUGUGUUGACACUGGUUAUGUAGAAGAGUGGAUCAAUCAGCCACUGGUUCGCCAUAGUCUACAUAUACCCGAUGACCGACGCGACCGAUGGACUUGUUGUAGUUUAGCCGUCGAAACUGGCUAUCGAAACAUCUAUAAGUCAAUGAAACCGCAGUUUCGGGAACUGUUGGCCAGUAGUAGUAGUAGUGGGCGGCCAUCACUGAAAAUACUUGUAUAUAACGGUGACGUUGAUAUGGCCUGCAAUUUCUUGGGCGAUGAAUGGUUUGUCGAAGAUAUGGGCCGAUCGUUAACCCAGUCCUACAAUAUCUGGCACUAUAACCACCAAAUUGCCGGCUAUUAUAAAGUUUACGAUAGGCUAGCAUUUGUAACGGUACGCGGCUCUGGCCAUAUGGUACCGACCGAUAGGUCAGGGGCAGCCCUGAAAAUGUUUUCGGCUUUUAUCAACUCCGAGGCCACUAACAUAACAAUUAGUUAGUUUUUAAUUAAACCAAUUGAUAAUAAAUAUAUUUUAUUUUAUUGA
Oppia nitens is the source of this 1767-nucleotide messenger RNA. Its product is annotated as lysosomal protective protein-like. Lineage: Eukaryota; Metazoa; Arthropoda; Arachnida; Sarcoptiformes; Oppiidae. The transcript has 4 exons. Gene Ontology annotation, molecular function: serine-type carboxypeptidase activity. The record is from RefSeq and is a predicted model, not a curated record. Gene Ontology annotation, biological process: proteolysis. Bases 85 to 1722 code for a protein of 545 amino acids.